GCCAACCAACAGCAGCUAGCGCUACAGCGGUCGACACAGUUUAUUAUGACCAGGUUAUGACAGUUUGUAAGGUGAUAAUAACUGUCUAUAUAGUGAUUGAAGACUGAAAAUGAUGACUGUUUUGCACUUGUACGAGUGAUUUCACGUCUUGCUAAGUAACGGUUCGCGGCGAGCAACUGCUACAACUGUAACAGUCCUGAACUGGUUUUCACUACUGUUGCCUAGGUCGGUAGUGUUGUGCGUGGCUGUCCUGUUCGAUUGGACCAUGGUGGAGGUAUUUGUUGGGAAAACUCUGCUCAACAAAGAAGGGGAUCUUAUUGAUCCAGAAGAAACUCUCAGGAAUAAAGUAGUAGGAAUAUAUUUUUCUGCCGGCUGGUGCCCGCCUUGUCGAGAUUUCACCCCUAUUCUAUGCGAUUUUUACACGGAACUUGUCGAGGAGAGCGAGCCACCUGCACAGUUCGAAAUAGUUUUCAUAUCUUCUGACAAGUCAAGUGAUGAUAUGGUGGAAUAUUAUCAUGACAUGCACGGGGACUGGCUGGCCCUGCCUUGGACGGAUCAAUACAAACAUGAUCUAAAGAAGAGGUACAAUAUCACAGCAGUCCCCAAGCUGGUUAUAGUGAAGGAGAAUGGAGACGUGAUCACAGACAAAGGCAGGAAACAGAUCCGGGACCAGGGCCUGGCCUGCUUCAGGAGCUGGCUCGAGGUGGCCGAAGUCUUCCAGAACUUUAAAGCUUCCUAGACAUUCUACAUUCUAGAGCAUUCUACAUUCUAGAGCACCUUCCUGCUCCUAACCCAUAACGACUGUUCUUAUCUAGCUGUCUAUUUGAAAGUUCUGCACUACAACGCAAUACUGUCUAUAUUCUAAACUUCUGCACUACAAUGACAAUAUGGCUUUUUUUCUAAAUAAGAUUUAUAAUACCAGCUACAAUAGAAACAAUGAAUAGACAUGAAUGGCUUAUAUUUUCAGAAUACAUAUUUUGAGGCAUUUGGCUAUUUUUUAUAUUUUGUUUUAUAUGACUUAAAAUGCACAGUAAUGAUUAAAUCCUUUGCUGUCUGUU
This is a messenger RNA of Coregonus clupeaformis (lake whitefish), 1058 nucleotides long. It is a transcript of the gene nxnl2, whose product is annotated as nucleoredoxin like 2. The transcript has 2 exons. Bases 266 to 739 code for a protein of 157 amino acids. Gene Ontology annotation, biological process: sensory perception; photoreceptor cell maintenance. Lineage: Eukaryota; Metazoa; Chordata; Actinopteri; Salmoniformes; Salmonidae. The record is from RefSeq and is a predicted model, not a curated record.